AUGCCUCCUAUCCGCGAAUUGUCAGCGUCGCCGAGUGAAGAAGCAGCAGAUGUUCCAAUUCGACCACGAUUACCCAGUCCUCUUAUUCUUCCUCCUGAUCCAUCACAAGCUUCGCGACCGUCCAUCUUCCAGACACGAUUUGCAGAAGGUCGCUCCCCUUCAGAAAAUAUUCUCGUCUCUGCAACUUCUCGCAGGAGCCGCAUUAGAAAUCGAGCAGCGGACACUUCCGUAACAUCAUCUACAUCCCGCGCCUCUGCCGCUUCUAGUAAUCUCCUCAAUCUUUUAAACGAGCGGAAUAUUACCCCAACGAUGCGAAAUGCAAACCGAGGAGCUCAUCCAUCACUCAGCCGUGCAGCUCGAGAGGCCUCGCCUCCAGUGCAAAGUCAGGAAGAAGACACGCAAGCAAAUGAUAAUGAAUUACGAGCAUUACUCGGUCUUCCCACUGUGAACCCACCAUCCCCUCCUGACGCGGAAUCCUCCGAGGCCGCGGCUGGACCGAGUGACAUGAACGGCCAAUCCUCCGGAGAAGGCGCGAUGGGUUCAUCUUCACCCAAGGAAGAACAGUCUAUUCAGGAAUAUGCAUGCCCGAUUUGCUUCUGCCCCCCAACCAGGGCUUGCAUCACGCUCUGUGGACACGUUAUGUGCGCAGCAUGUCUCUUCUCGGCUGUCAAAGCCGCCAAAGAGUCUAUUAUACGUGCUCAUGCGACCGUCACAGCGGAAGCACGCAAAGCCAAAUGUCCGGUCUGCCGCGCCGAGUUGAAGGGGUGGGAUGGGCAGGGCGGUGGAGUGGUCGGACUUCUCAUUGCACUCAAGAAAGAGACAAAGUUGGAAAACUAG
Molecule: messenger RNA, 837 nt
Organism: Serendipita indica DSM 11827
Lineage: Eukaryota; Fungi; Basidiomycota; Agaricomycetes; Sebacinales; Serendipitaceae
Source: the annotation of a GenBank genome assembly